AAAUGUCAAGGAAAGACUAUUUGUAAACAAGCAAUUCCUUCCAAAUUUCUUUACGCAAACUAAAACUAGGCAGAAAACAGGAAAACUUUUGCCUUUCCAAUUUUAUGAAACAUUUUCCAUGGUGCAAAUCCGAACCAAUUACUUUCAAUGCACCUAGAGUAAGUAUUAAUAUGCAAUCUCAACCACAGUCUAGCGGUGCAUGUGGAAUAACAAGCUGGAUGACCCCACUUAUGUAUGAUGGACAUCCAAUGCAUUUAUCGGGAGCGAUAAAAGUAGAAAAUGUACAACAGGAUAGGGCCGACCUAAUAAAACGGGACCAUCAACCACAGAAACACAGAUCGUGUACAGAAACUACACGGUACGCACUUCCACCAAAUACGCAUUCGAUGGAUGGUGUGGGGCGGGAGUAUUCGUUUGUCGAUGAGAUCGAAAUAGGCGAAACGAGAAUGAUGUCCUCUAUUGGACACGAACAUGUGCAAGUAAAGUUGGAAUAUAAUUCAAACGAUGAAAUGUCGGUGGAACCGAACGUGCCAGCAGGGUCCCUCUCUUCCAUUCGUGAAGAUCGAAAGUCACCCCAUACAGCUGCUCCAAACACGGAACGCCUGCAGGAAAACCGGAACCUUCCCUUCCCGUGUGAAUACUGCGAGUUGUCGUUCUACAACACUCGGCAGCUUAACAAUCAUCGCCGUAAUCAUCAGCUGGAGGAGUGUCCGGUUUGCAAGAAAACCACCAUUGCACGGUACAUGAAGGAACAUAUCGCCUUAAACCAUCCGCAAGCCAGCGUCCUGCCCGAGAAACGAACGUACAAAUGUGAUCAAUGUGAUAAGAUUUUCUACUGCAAAACGCUGCUGAUCGAUCAUCGGCGUAAUCACCAAACGAAGGAGUGUCCUGUCUGUGGGCAGCUGGUAAAGUCGCGUGUGCUGAGCAUGCACAUCGCGAGGAAACAUUCGGCACCGUCCGAACGAGGCACAUUCCGGUGUGAUCAGUGUGAUAAAACGUGUGCAUCGAAAGCUCAGCUGGCGGAUCAUCAGCGCGAUCAUCUGGUGAAGAACUGUACGGUGUGCAAUGUGCGGAUAUUGGCCCGCUGCAUGAAGAAACACAUGGCCCGUAAGCAUCCACCCGACGGUGGGAAUCGUAGCUUGGUUCGCUCGUCGUUCCAGUGCGAAUGGUGUGAUAAAGCUUACUCUAACAAACGUUCGCUCGCCUUACAUCAAAUGAACCACCCGGAACAGAAUUAAACACGAAAUAAAGCCUGCACGUUUUGAACGCGAAUGUUUAUCAUUCCGAUCCAAUGAAUUUCCGUUGUAAUAAAUAACCCCUAAUUUGCUUUAUUUGUA
Anopheles stephensi (Asian malaria mosquito) is the source of this 1337-nucleotide messenger RNA. Its product is annotated as zinc finger protein 37 homolog. Gene Ontology annotation, biological process: regulation of transcription by RNA polymerase II. The transcript has 2 exons. Gene Ontology annotation, molecular function: DNA-binding transcription factor activity, RNA polymerase II-specific; RNA polymerase II transcription regulatory region sequence-specific DNA binding. Bases 105 to 1238 code for a protein of 377 amino acids. Gene Ontology annotation, cellular component: nucleus. Lineage: Eukaryota; Metazoa; Arthropoda; Insecta; Diptera; Culicidae. The record is from RefSeq and is a predicted model, not a curated record.